Molecule: messenger RNA, 4691 nt
Organism: Menidia menidia (Atlantic silverside)
Lineage: Eukaryota; Metazoa; Chordata; Actinopteri; Atheriniformes; Atherinopsidae
Source: the annotation of a GenBank genome assembly
GGAGUUCCCUCCACCGCCAUGUCGGGAUAGAACACCCCCCUCCCUCCUCUCUCUCUCUCUCUUCCUCCCUCUCCCUCUCCCUCCCUCCUUCUCUCUCUCAUCCUCCCCCACAUUAACAGCUUAGCGCAGCAGAAGCAGCUCCUCCAGCAUCCAGCAGCCAGCAUCCAUCCCUGCCUGGGGAGCAGCACUUCUACCCGGGCGCAGCACCGACGCACGGAGGGGGCGCAUCAUCUGAGUGAUGCCACAGCAUCAGUCGCAUUUCGACAAGAAAUAGCCAAACCGAGAGCCGAUCCGAAAGGGAGAGGGAGAGACCAACGCUUCAGCCUCGAGGACAGCAACUGCCCAUGAAGAUGUCUAACGCUGACAUCGUCUUAAACCCCACCGAUCGGGUGGUAAAAUCUGUCCCCUUCCCCUUGAGCCACCGCCUUACAAUGAAGGAAGUCUUUGACUGUGAAAGCAAACCACGUGUGGAUCUCCUGAAGGCCCAUCUGACCAAAGAGGGCCGUGUUGAGGAAGCCGUGGCCCUUCGGAUCGUCAACGAGGGAGCGGCUAUCCUGCGUCAGGAGAAAACUAUUUUAGACAUCGAGGCGCCAGUCACAGUCUGUGGGGACAUCCACGGGCAAUUCUUUGAUCUUAUGAAGCUGUUUGAAGUGGGAGGAUCACCAGCCACCACAAGGUACCUGUUCCUUGGCGACUAUGUCGACCGUGGCUACUUCAGUAUUGAGUGUGUUUUAUACCUUUGGUCGCUGAAAAUCCUCUAUCCAAAGACGUUAUUUUUACUUCGUGGAAAUCAUGAAUGUAGACAUUUGACAGAAUAUUUCACCUUCAAACAAGAAUGUAAAAUCAAGUACUCAGAGCAGGUGUAUGACUCGUGUAUGGAUGCAUUUGACUGCCUCCCUCUGGCUGCCCUCAUGAACCAACAGUUUCUGUGUGUGCAUGGCGGACUCUCGCCCGAAAUACACACUUUAGAUGACAUUAAAAAGUUGGACCGGUUCAAAGAGCCACCAGCAUUCGGGCCCAUGUGUGACCUGCUGUGGGCCGACCCUCUGGAAGACUUUGGCAACGAAAAAACCCAGGAAUAUUUCAGCCACAACACAGUGCGAGGCUGCUCCUACUUUUACAGUUAUCCAGCUGUCUGUGAGUUCCUACAGAGCAAUAACCUACUAUCAAUUAUCCGAGCACAUGAAGCACAAGAUGCUGGCUACCGGAUGUAUCGCAAAAGCCAGACCACUGGAUUCCCAUCCCUUAUCACCAUCUUCUCAGCGCCCAACUAUCUGGAUGUUUACAAUAACAAAGCUGCUGUACUGAAAUAUGAGAACAAUGUCAUGAACAUUCGACAGUUCAACUGCUCACCGCAUCCUUACUGGCUGCCAAACUUUAUGGAUGUCUUCACAUGGUCUCUGCCAUUUGUUGGAGAAAAGGGUAUGAAGCUUUUGUCAGUCACAGAAAUGCUGGUGAAUGUGCUGAGCAUCUGCUCUGAUGAUGAACUCAUGAAUGAUGAAGAUGAGAUAUUUGAUGCAAAUGCUGCUGCAGCACGCAAGGAGGUGAUCAAAAACAAGAUCCGUGCAAUUGGCAAAAUGGCUAAAAUGUUCCAAGUCCUCAGAGAGGAGAGUGAAAAUGUGUUGACGCUUAAGGGCCUGACGCCCACUGGCAUGCUGCCAAGCGGGGUUCUCUCUGGAGGCAGACAGACUCUGCAGAGUGCCACCAUUGAAGCCAUUGAAGCCAUCGAGCCGCAUGAUGAGGACAGAGAAGCUAUCCGUGGGUUCUCACCUCAGCACAAGAUCACCAGCUUUGAGGAGGCCAAAGGCCUAGACCGCAUCAACGAGCGCAUGCCGCCUCGCAAAGACGGGGUGAACCACGUCGGUCACUCCAUGGGAAAGAUGAAUAUGUCAGAGGCAAACGGCACAGAAGACAACAGCAACAUCGAGUGAUGUGCUGUCUGAGCGUCAGAACCGUGCCGAUGUUGCGCUGCGCAGCAAGACUUUGCUAAAUCAGAAAUUCAGGCCUCAGAACAUAGCUAUAAACCAGGCCCACAGAUAGAACAUGAAAUCUGCAGCAAAUCUAAAAACGGGCAAAAAGGUCAUUUAUUUUAUGACGAUGUGUCAUUGCACAGUUGGGGGAGGGGGGAGCUGAGGUUAACAGCCGAAGGUGGCGAUGAGAAGAGACCCGCAGGCUGCAGCUUGACUUCAAAAAGUGUGGUUGAAAGCUGUGUCUGACUUGUUCCCUUGUUUCAAUUCAAUUACAGACUGAAUUGUUGGGGGUUAUGUUGCUUUGAGUGCUGGCACACGUGUGCUCCCUUAUCACAGGGCCUGACGGAAGACAAAACUGCAGUAUCCAUACCACACAAACCCUUUUACUGUUUUAUAACGUAUUUAUUAUGAAUCACUCACAAUUCACUUCGAGAGAAAAAAUAAUCUUCUUUAUCUACAUGUUUUGCUAGUAAUAGGUCACAUCACUUUGUGAGAAAAAAAAGUCAAAUGGAAGGGAAAAAAGCAAACAGUAAAGCGAGCGAUCUUACCAAUGGACUUAAAUUUAUUGAUUUACCUUGUAGUAAGAUGCUGUUGUUCUGCAAGGGAAAGAGGACAGAAUGAUCACGUGUUCUCUCAACUCUAACAGCCAAAGCCACUGCUAUUAAGGUCAAAAUCCACUUUGAAUAUGUUUCAGUAAUAUCCAGCCUUGCUCCUUUUCUCAUAUCUGUCAGCUUCAGCCAUCUUCCAACGACAAAUAAUAACGAGGAGAUGAAAAGAACCUUUGGGAAUCUUUUUUUUCUACUGUUUACUCAUCAGCAUAACAGAUUCAAAACCAGAAUUUGACAUCUAAAAUUGUUGCUGGCCUGCGUGAAGAGCCUAAUUCAUUAGCAUGUGCAGGUGAAUCUCAAUGGGUCCUCUUCCUGUCCAGAUCAACAAAAGGUUAUUUACAUAUCACAUUUGAAGAGCAUGGCACCUUGACAUCCUCACAUUACAAAGAUAACACAAAAAACUUGCAGGUUAUUGAAAGUGGUUUAAAAAAAAAAACUUCUGCUGCGGCUGUGGAUCUCACUUGCUCACCUUAACGCAAGUUUCUGGACCACAAUGGAAAACAGGAUUGGUUACACUGAAGAGACAGUCAGAUUAUGUGCUGUCCCUCAAAUGUACAUCAUCGUCCAAUGACUUUUUGCACUCUGCUGUGAUCCAACUUCAAAGAGAUGUUAUGCUUACACAAAGCGCUCUAUCAGUUGGACAUGGAUGUCCUAGGCAUUUGUGAAUAAAAAAACUAAACAGAUAAGUUGUUUAUUUAGUAUUCGAAGAGCAUCAUUUCAGGUAGAAUACGCAGGCUUACAUCCACCAGGAGACUUAUUGACUUCAUUUUUUUAAGAGUCCUGAGCUUGAUUUAGUUAAGAAAAGCUACUGACAACAAAAUGCAACUUUGGUUAUAGUAAAGUUAUUUGGUAUCUUCAUUUAGACAAAAAUAUUACAUGGUUUUAUUAGAGUUAAUCAGGAAUGCAUAAAGUACUCUAUGCUUAUGAGUUGAUCACAAAAUGGUUUCCCUAUAGUGCUUAAUUUUACAACAUGUUGAUUGUUGUUAUUUUUUCCAAUUUCCCUGAACCAAUUCUAAUUCAACUGUGCUGUAGAGUGGAGGAACAUGAGAGGGAAAAACAUCCCUGACACGUGCAAUCACCAUGUGAGCCAAAAAGAACGAGUCCCAUGUAGACAGUGUGUUGAAAUACUAAUUGUGACAUUCUUUUCUAUAGUAAAAAUGCUGCCAUCUUGUUGUUGAGAAUUCUCUGAGGUGAAUUGAAGAAAAGAAAAACAAUUUAAGCUGGUUCUUUUAAAAUAUCUUAAAUGGAAAGCUAAAGACCUGUGAAGCUCCAACCAACAUCCAUCUAUGAAUUCCUAGAAUUUCUUGUCAUUCAUGAAUAUUUUUUCUAAUUUAUAUUCCAUCUUUCUAAUCAAUUAUAGGAGUAUGUGAACUAAGGAUGGACAAAAAGUGACUUUUAACACAACACAUCUAUGAUAUGGAACGCAUCAAUGCAUGCAAUUAAGUUCCUAAUUGUUACGUGAGAUUAUAAUCGUGAUAGUUGUGUUUCAAAUAGUAAACUUGAAUUAUUUAUUUUUUAAUUAUAUUUGUAGUUUUAUUUGUCUUGUUUUCUACACAUUUUUAUAAAUAGGCUUCCUUUGAUUUUUUCAUCCAUUCUUUUCUUUUUCAUCAUUUUAUUUAUGACCACUGCUUUUAAUUUUAUAUUGAUUUGUCGUAUGCAGAGAUGCCCUUUUAAGGUGCGACGCCUUGUGUUCUAUUUUUUCUGUUGUACUGAUGUACAGAAAAUGUUCAAUAGUGUGAAUGAAUAUAAUCCCAGUGAAAAGCAACUUUUCAGGCUGCCAAAGCAUGUUAGCAUGGAAUUCAAAUGUAAAUGAACUGGACACAAAGAAAAUCAGGUGUCACACUUACAUUUACAGGAAACAUUGUAUUCUGGUUAUAUUUACUGCUAUUAUUAUCGUUACAAGUUAGCUUAUGGUUAUUUUCCUUCCUCUGUUUCUGGUUCUUGUAUGGUCUACAUGCAUAUUUCAGCAAAGGAAUAUAAUGGAUUUGAUCUUGCAGCAUUUUUUUUUAUUAUGUAUGGAAAUAUGUUUUGGCAUUUGACCUCCUAAAUAAUACACACAUUGUAAGCAUGCCCUAUGGGACAAAUCACAUUUUUUUACUCUUGAAUAAAAUAU